CAGGGCCCAGCCAGGGCUCCAGGGACCACGCUCUUUCCGCUUCCGAUGGUGUGGGAAUCCAACGUCGCCCCAGGACGAGGCCGGGCCGAGGGACGACGCUGGAGGUCGAGGCCCUGUGGGUGCAAGCGCAAGGGUUGGCGGGCGUGAGGUCUGCAGCAAUAGCCGAUCAAGCCUCCGUCAUGGUCAUUCCCGUCCUCCGUCGUCUGCGGCGAUAUCUGUCCAUUGACCACGAUCGCUUUGGUCGCAAACGGCCUCGAUCGCCAUCGGAGCCAUCUCGGUUGAUCGCCUUCCACUCUGCUGCUCAUGGACACCCUCGCCAUAACCGAUCCAUGGCCCUCGCCGACCGACUCCCCGACCGACUCCCCGACCGACUCGCAGCCGAUACUGACCGAUCUGCUGCCGGCGCCAACCACCACAGGGACAAUCAGCGACAGCCCGAGGCACACCCGCCAGCAUACUCGCCAGCACACCAAGAGAUCUUCGCGAGCUCACCACCAUCCAGCCAGUGAUCAUAGGACAUCCCAGAGCGCAUCCAGCUCCGACACUAUCGCAGACAAUGCAGCACUCCCCGCAGCCACAGCUCCCACUCUGUCGGCCGCCGGCUUGCCAUCGUCUGGAUCUGCAAGCAGCAGCAGCAGCAGUAGCGGCGGCGGCCUGUUGGCUCUGGCGACUCUCUCCAACAUCCCUGCUGCUGUUGUGGCCGGAGCAACCGCACCGGCUUCCGACCCGACACCGACAUUGCUGGUCUCGGCUGUUCGUCAGGCGGCCACUCCCAACAGCCACAUCGUCGGCACUGCGAGCGGGGCAGCAUCCGCAGCUUCACCGCCCAUGAUCGUCGUCAUCGGCUGCGCCGUGAUUGCCUCCCUGGUCAUCGCCACCGUAUUCGCCCUCCUGUUCCGCCGACACUAUCGUUCCCACCGUCCCAAGCAGCUACCAGUGUCGCUCCCAGGCACACCCACUAGGGAGCCUGCCCCGGCCCCCUCGGGCCCCCUCAGCAUCCGCAUUCCGCAGCGACAGGGAUCAGAUCACAUCGACUCGCCACUUCUCAAGCCCGGCACGCUCUCGCCGUAUGUCACCACUCCCGUCUCGCCCUAUCCAGCUUCCCAGCCAGGAACCACGCCACUGCCGCCUCCAAAGCAUCCCGACCGACUCAAGAACAUCGAGUUGCAGAGAUCUCCGGAUGCACAUGGUCUCGAUGCCGACCCAGGCAUGAACUCGUACCGCCGCUGGAUAGAGGCAGGCAUCGGUAACCCCGAGCGGGUGCAGGAGGUCGCCGAUCUUGCCAUCAAAGAAAGCCGGCGGGCAUCCAAAGCCAGGGCUGCUGCUGCUGCUGUUGCUGCUGCUCCGGACCGCCGCUUCACUCCACUCGACUUGCAGGCCGUGAUGGACUCGCCCAAGCCUAGCCCUGGGAUCGUGCAUGUUCUGAAGGCCGAGGACUUUGGCGAGUCCGACGAGCCUUCUGGCUCAGGCAGCGCUCCCAGCAGCGACGACUUGGUUGACAGCAAGACCGACGACCUGACCCACGACAAGACCUCGGGCGACCGAUCCGCCGGCAUCGACCACAUCAAAAAAUGGGCCGCCAGUCAGGGACUGCAGCUCCCGCGCCUUUCCUACGGACUCGCGGACAUAGCACGCUAUCCAUCGUCACUCUACAGCUCCGAUCAACUGGACACUGUCCAACGGUCGCUGGGCUUGAGAGGACUUCGCAUCAGCCGCCUGGAUGUGAUCUCGGUGGCGAGUUCGUCGACGAAAAACAGCUCGAAUAACUCGGGUUCGUGAGCAGUGGGGCGGGAACUGGUCGCUGCUCUCGUUCAAACGCACUGCAGCCACCACACACCGACUUCUCUGGCCGAGUACUUUCGUGGCGAUGCCCGGGCCAUCCUCCGAGAGUUCAGAAACGACGGCCUCUCAUGCAUCUGCACCAACUGCUCGUUAAUAGUAUUCUGUUGCUUGUAUGGGUUCACCCGGGU
Polychytrium aggregatum is the source of this 1970-nucleotide messenger RNA. RefSeq lists its product as uncharacterized. The transcript has a single exon. The coding region runs from base 304 to 1779 and encodes 491 amino acids. Lineage: Eukaryota; Fungi; Chytridiomycota; Chytridiomycetes; Polychytriales. The record is from RefSeq and is a predicted model, not a curated record.